UAGUUGCCCUGCCGUCAUGUCUAAGUCAGAGUCUCCCAAAGAGCCGGAACAGCUGCGGAAGCUCUUCAUUGGAGGGCUGAGCUUCGAAACAACCGACGAGAGCCUGGGGAGCCAUUUUGAGCAAUGGGGAACACUCACGGACUGCGUGGUAAUGAGAGAUCCAAACACCAAGCGAUCCAGGGACUUUGGGUUUGUCACAUACGCCACUGUGGAGGAAGUGGAUGCCGCUAUGAAUGCAAGACCACACAAGGUGGAUGGAAGAGUUGUGGAACCUAAGAGAGCCGUGUCGAGAGAAGAUUCUCAGAGACCGGGUGCCCACUUAACUGUGAAAAAGAUCUUUGUUGGCGGUAUUAAAGAAGACACUGAAGAACAUCACCUGCGAGAUUAUUUUGAGCAGUAUGGAAAGAUCGAAGUGAUUGAGAUCAUGACUGACAGAGGCAGUGGAAAAAAGAGAGGGUUUGCUUUUGUCACAUUUGAUGACCAUGACUCUGUGGACAAGAUUGUUAUUCAGAAAUACCAUACUGUGAAUGGUCACAACUGUGAAGUCAGAAAAGCCCUGUCAAAGCAGGAGAUGGCUAGUGCUUCAUCCAGCCAAAGAGGUCGAAGUGGUUCCGGAAACUUUGGUGGUGGUCGUGGAGGCGGUUUUGGUGGCAAUGACAAUUUUGGUCGAGGGAACUUCAGUGGUCGUGGUGGCUUCGGUGGCAGCCGUGGUGGUGGUGGAUAUGGUGGCAGUGGGGAUGGCUAUAAUGAAUUUGGUAAUGAUGGAAGCAAUUUUGGAGGUGGUGGAAGCUACAAUGAUUUUGGCAAUUAUAACAAUCAGUCUUCAAAUUUUGGACCAAUGAAGGGAGGAAACUUUGGAGGCAGAAGUUCUGGCCCUUAUGGUGGUGGUGGCCAGUAUUUUGCUAAACCAAGAAACCAAGGUGGCUACGGUGGUUCCAGCAGCAGCAGCAGCAGCAAUUCAUAG
Molecule: messenger RNA, 964 nt
Organism: Peromyscus leucopus (white-footed mouse)
Lineage: Eukaryota; Metazoa; Chordata; Mammalia; Rodentia; Cricetidae
Product: heterogeneous nuclear ribonucleoprotein A1-like
Molecular function (GO): RNA binding
Source: RefSeq, a predicted model, not a curated record